AUGGGACAUAAGGAGCAUGGAGGGACUUGGCACAUGGAAGCAGCUCAACUGGAUACGCAAAGGAAGAAGGGAGAAGCCAUCUUGAAGACCAGCUCGACCGUCUACUCGACCAACCGGUCGAGUUCCUCAACUCGACCGGCCAAGCUUCAACUCGAUCGAGCUGAGAAGUCAACAGUCAAACCCGAAAAAUGUGUAUGCGAACUCGAUCGAGUCGGUCUACAGAGACUUGGUCGAGCUAGACUUACAACGGGUAGAAAGAGGGUUCAGAGGUCACAGAGGGUACAAGAGGAACCUGAGGUGCUUGUUGCUGAUACAAUGGAUGUACCAGAGGGGAAUGGAAACCCUUUGGGAAUGGACUCGGUCGAGCUAGGCAAACUCGACCGAUUGGUCAAGGAGAUGCUCCAAACCGCCACCAACAGAGACAAGGGAUUGUUCCACCACCAGUGCAGAACCACAACUUUGAGAUCAAGCUGGGAAUGA
Microthlaspi erraticum is the source of this 480-nucleotide messenger RNA. Lineage: Eukaryota; Viridiplantae; Streptophyta; Magnoliopsida; Brassicales; Brassicaceae. The record is from the annotation of a GenBank genome assembly.